ACAUGAAUCCAACAACGAUUCCAAACCACGACUUCAUGGAGCUGCAUCCGGUGCAUCAACAUCCGGCAGGUUGUAAGCAGCACUGUUUCGUCUUCACCGAGAUAGCGGACAUUGAGCUACCGCCCGAGAUUACCAAAUAUCCGGAAAAGAUUAAGAACGGUAGUAUUCAUUCGUACACGAAGGAAAGCAUCUCGCCACCACCACCGAAGCUGGCCAAGGAUCGACGGAGUCGCAAAAUAAUCGCGCUCGUGUCGGGGCUGCUCGUCUGCGUAGCACUGGCCGCGGGCAUUCCACUUGGAUUGCAGCUCCGGUCCUCCUCGCUGUUGGAGGCCCGGCUGGCAUUUAUCAGACGGUUGCUGGUGGAGUCACCGCUCGUGGAAGGCUAUUGGGCGCCACCGAUGGGUGCCAACUUUAGCAAAAGCUUCGCCGAGGUGAAGAGUGGUAUGGUGGGUGCACUGCUCUGGCCCAUUGCCGUACCGUGUGCGGCACAGUAUCUGGAUGCGGUGCAACUGACGCUGGAGGGACUGGACGAUGCGAGAAGGCUCGUGGCUAAGAAUCGCGAUAUGGCGGUGGUCGAAAAUGCGGACGAGAUGGAACAGGCCCACACCGAGGGCAAGUUGGCGAUUUUGUUCGGGCUUGAAGGUGGCCACACGCUCGGGUCCAGUUUGGCCGUGCUUCGAUCGAUGUAUUCGCUGGGGGCACGCUUCGUUUCGUUGACUGGCGUGGGUUGCACUACCCCGUGGGCCAGUGCCUCGAUACGGAACGAUUUUUUCGACGAAAAUUUACCUUCGACAUUGACGAACUUUGGAGAGAUUGUAAUUCAGGAAAUGAACCGUUUGGGAAUGUUGGUGGAAAUAUCGAGACUCUCCGAACCGGCCAUGAUGGUUGCGCUGAACGUCGCCAAGGCACCGCUGCUACUGUCCAACGCGCUGCCCUCGUCGAUGGCUUGCAACGGAACGACGGCUGCCGUACCGGAUCACAUCCUGAGCGCACUGUCCCAGAACGGAGGUGUGCUGAUGCUGAACGUGGAACGAUGCGGCGAUAAGCCGAUGUCGCUGAAGGAUGCCAUUACGGCCAUUAACUACAUCCGAGCGAUUGCCGGCGUAGACCACGUGGGUUUGAGCGGGUCGCCCAAAAACUAUCCCCUGCUGUUGGCCGAGCUGGCACGCGACCGGUUGUGGGGUUCGGUGGCCAUCAAGAAGCUGGUCGGGGGCAAUAUUGUGCGGGUGCUGCGUGAAGUCGAGACGAACAAGAAUCGUUUGCCGCUGUCCGAGGAUUGGAUACCGUUGGAAUCGAUCGAAGGGAACGCUUACUGUCGGUACCCGGAGACGUAAAUUUGCCGUUGGGUGGUAGCAAAACAAGGUAUUAUCUUCCACGUGCACCACACACGCGCCUCGAGUGGUGCGAGGGUGCAAGGCUAAAGCACACAAACUUAUAUGAAUGAUACUACACUAGCAAAUAGCAAAGAACCAGGCGGCGAUCGCGGAUACGAUCGCGUUCCGAAUUGGGGAUAUAGUUAAUAUGUUAUAGAGCGAAACAGAACAGACAAAUAUUAUCGCAUAUCAAUUCUUCAAAAACAAAACAAAUGAACCAUUGAUUUACUCUUUCUCAUUCUAACUCGUUCCUCUGUCUGUUUGUUUAAAAUAUUGGGCUUAGAAACAAGUGUAGUUUGUAAACAAAGGAAAAAAAACCCAGAAACAAUGAUCUUACGAUCCUCAUAACCUCUUAAAACACACAACACACGUGUAAUGUUGCAAUCAUUUUGUAGAUGUAAUUGGGAACUUAAAGCAAAAGGAUGGAUCGCCUUGUCGUAAAAGGACCUUCAGACGGUCCAGAGGAAUAGAUAUUGAUUGGCAAUCAGCAGCAAACAGGAGCAGCGGCGGCAACAAGAACCUAGGCAAGAACCACUUCAUUCUAGCUUCCGAUAUAUGUUACGCGUUAUUAGUGCCGUCUUGUCCCAAACAUUUCAUUCCGAUCGACUCCGGAGAUGAACUGCUCCAGGAAGAAGCCGAACGUUACUGUCCUCUACCAAGG
This is a messenger RNA of Anopheles moucheti, 2034 nucleotides long. Its product is annotated as dipeptidase 2. The transcript is spliced from 2 exons. NCBI's taxonomy places the organism in Eukaryota, Metazoa, Arthropoda, Insecta, Diptera, Culicidae. Gene Ontology annotation, biological process: proteolysis. Gene Ontology annotation, molecular function: metallodipeptidase activity. The record is from RefSeq and is a predicted model, not a curated record. Bases 3 to 1334 code for a protein of 443 amino acids.